AUGCCUUUCGCCGCGCUCGUUAAUGCGUUCCGCAACCUUGACCGUGGGCCUCAGGCCGCGUACGAGGCGAACAAUGAUAAAUUGCUGCUUCGUUUUUACGAUGUCCUCACACGCACCUGGCACCUGGGCUUCACUUCCUUUGGAGGGCCACCUGUCCACUUUCGAAUCUUUUACCAACGAUUUGUAGAGGGCCUCGGAGGGAAGACGCCAUGGGUUGACGAGCAGACGGUGUGA
Molecule: messenger RNA, 234 nt
Organism: Uncinocarpus reesii 1704
Lineage: Eukaryota; Fungi; Ascomycota; Eurotiomycetes; Onygenales; Onygenaceae
Exons: 1
Coding region: 1-234 (77 amino acids)
Source: RefSeq, a predicted model, not a curated record